This is a messenger RNA of Rotaria sp. Silwood1, 330 nucleotides long. Lineage: Eukaryota; Metazoa; Rotifera; Eurotatoria; Philodinida; Philodinidae. The record is from the annotation of a GenBank genome assembly.
AUGUUCUCAUGUUGUGAACCAUUAAAUACACAAUUAAAAGGUACAUUGACAGAUGAUACAAACUCAUCAGUAACAAGAUCAAACAGAAAUUAUUAUUAUUAUUGUGGAUGUCGACCAUAUUCAACUAUUGGUUGGACAGAACAUGAAAACUUAAGAGAUGAACGUGCUGAAGCAUUUCGAUCAUUAUUAUGGCCUGGCGUAUAUGAAUGGAGUUAUCUAAUGCGUGCAACAUGUGCUGGAACAUUUAUCAUUCCACCAGCUAAAGCUGAAGAAAUGUAUUCUCCCGAAAACCUUGGUCGAUGUACAACAGAAAAGGUUAUCAUUGACUAA